AAAGUAAACCCACUUUCUACUCCACUCCUCUUCCCUCUUCUUCUUCUUAGGAAUUUCCAAAUUCUUCUCCUCCUAUUUCCGAUUGGAAUCUCACUACCUCACUCUCUCUGCCCCACCAAACACUCACAGUCACAGUCAAGGCAAAAAAAACAAAAAACAAAAAACAAAAAAAUCCCAAAUCGGUUUACUGUUCAAUCUUUGUCUCUGGGGGGAUAAACAUUGGGGAGGUGGUGGUGGCUGUACAACAAUCAACAAUUUCCAACCACCUAUGGAAUCUCCAAGGAACGCCGCAACGCUCGAAUCGGCCGAGAGAAUCAUACUCCGCUGGGACUCGACGGCGUCGGAGGAGGCCAGGGACCGCAUGAUCUUCGACGGCGACCGCCGCGAGAUCGACACCUACCUGACGGCCGUCGACGAGAUCCAGCGCUCCAUGGAGUCGACCGCGCUGGCCGACGACCAGAGCAAGGCCAGCUCCGCGAUACAGAUCGCCAUGGCCCGCCUCGAGGACGAGUUCCGGAACCUCCUGAUUUCCCACAUCGGUCCGAUCGAGCCGGAUUCCUGCGUCUUCGAUCCCAGCAACGUCUCCUCCUCCCGCCGAUCCUCCGCUUCCAGCAUCGACGGCUCUCGCUACUACAGCGAGGACGACGUCAGCAGGGAAUUCGAUGUUGUUCAGCGAGGUGCCGGAGAUGGAGAAGGAGAGGAUAGCUCUACUCCGAGCUAUCGAUCCACGAACAGCAUCCGAGAGAUCGAUUUGAUCCCGCCCGAGGCGAUAUCAGAUCUCAGGAGCAUCGCUGAGAGGAUGAUCUCGGCCGGAUACACCCGGGAGUGCGUCCAGGUGUACGGAAGCGUACGGAAGUCUGCGGUGGACGCGGGCUUUAAGAAGCUCGGGGUGGAGAAACUCAGCAUCGGGGACAUCCAGAGGCUGGAGUGGGAGGUUUUAGAGACCAAGAUCCGGAGGUGGAUACGAGCCGCCAAAGCCUGCGUCCGGAUCCUGUUCGCCAGCGAGAAAUCGCUGUGCCAGCAGAUAUUCGACAACAUAGGGACCGCAACUGACGAAGCAUGUUUUGUGGAGACGGUUAAGGGCCCCGCGAUCCAGCUGUUUAACUUCGCCGAGGCGAUCAGCAUCAGCCGCCGGUCGCCCGAGAAGCUGUUCAAGAUCUUGGAUCUGCACGACGCGCUGUCCAACUUGCUUCCGGAUAUCGAUGCCGUGUUUCAGUCGGAUUCGGCCGAGUCGAUCCGGGUUCAGGCGGCGGAGAUUCUGACCCGGUUGGCGGAGGCGGCGAGGGGGAUUCUGUCGGAGUUCGAAAACGCCGUGCUUCGCGACCCGUCUAAGGUUCCGGUUCCAGGAGGUACAAUUCACCCCUUGACUAGAUACGUUAUGAAUUACAUAAGCUUGAUAUCUGAUUACAAGCAAACCUUGAUUGAAUUGAAUGUAUCUAAGCCGUCGACGGGGUCGAGAUAUUCCGGCGAUCCGUCGAUCCCGGAUAUGGAUUUUGCUGAGCAGGAGGGGAGGUCCCCUUUAUCUCUGCAUUUGAUUUGGAUCAUUGUGAUCUUACAGUUCAAUUUGGAUGGGAAGUCUAAACUCUAUAAAGAUGACUCAAUAGGUCAUUUAUUCAUGAUGAACAAUGUUCAUUACAUUGUUCAGAAAAUUAAGGGUUCGCCGGAUCUUAGAGAAUUGAUCGGAGACGAUUUCCUAAAGAAGUUAACGGGCAAGUUCCAGCAGGCGGCCACUAGCUACCAGAGAUCGACUUGGGUUAGGGUUUUGUAUUGUUUGAGAGAUGAGGGGUUACAUGUGAGUGGUAGUUUCUCGUCGGGGGUUUCAAAGACUGCUUUGAGAGAGAGGUUUAAGGCAUUCAAUUCUAUUUUUGAUGAGGUUCACAGGAUUCAAGCCACAUGGCUGAUACCAGAUACCCAGCUCAGGGAAGAACUCCGGAUAUCAGUUUCAGAGAAGUUGAUUCCGGCUUACCGGUCAUUCUUAGGCCGGUUCAGGAGCCAUAUAGAAAGUGGGAGGCACCCUGAGACUUAUAUCAAGUACUCAGUUGAGGAUUUAGAAAGUGCGUUGUUGGAUUUCUUUGAGGGGUACCCAGUUUCGCAACACUUGAGGAGGAGAUCACAGUGAGGGGUUGGGGAAGAGUUUUACUGAGAUAGAAUCUAGGACCAAAUUCUUUGAAUUUUUGAUGGAGUGUUUGGGUGCAAGGUUCUGGUCGUUCUGGGAUUCCCUUAUCUGAAUUUCCUGCAGACACUGGAACAGAUCGAGUGAACGAGAUGAUUUAUUGCUCCCCAGAAUUACCCGAGUCGCUGAACUUGAAUGCUUCUUCGCUGUUGUCGUUUCAUUUGUUACUACAUUCUGGCUUUUGUUUUUUGGUUCAUUUGUUCAUAGGGGAAUUGUUGUAUGUUGUACACUCUAAUAUCUAGUAGAAACGAAGGAACAAGCAUUUGACAGUAGUUCCUAUGGUCUCAAGUGCUUUAGAAGGUGUCAAACUGAUGAGUUUUGGGAGAGUUGAUUUGUACAAGUACUGUAAUAAAGAAACAACAAUUCUCAAAUCGCAACUAGGUUGGGUCUUGUUUUUGAGUA
Rhododendron vialii is the source of this 2575-nucleotide messenger RNA. Its product is annotated as exocyst complex component EXO70A1-like. Gene Ontology annotation, cellular component: exocyst. The transcript has a single exon. Lineage: Eukaryota; Viridiplantae; Streptophyta; Magnoliopsida; Ericales; Ericaceae. Gene Ontology annotation, biological process: exocytosis. Gene Ontology annotation, molecular function: phosphatidylinositol-4,5-bisphosphate binding. The record is from RefSeq and is a predicted model, not a curated record. The coding region runs from base 269 to 2119 and encodes 616 amino acids.